Molecule: messenger RNA, 5284 nt
Organism: Dimorphilus gyrociliatus
Lineage: Eukaryota; Metazoa; Annelida; Polychaeta; Dinophilidae
Source: the annotation of a GenBank genome assembly
CAUGCCUGCCUUCAAGGUUAAAGUAACAACAACAACUCAACCACCAACAACAACAACUACAACAGCUGCACCAACAACAACUACUGAAGCUACAACAACAACAGCUGCACCAACUACAACAACAACUACAACAGCAGCACCAACAACAACUAUGACCACAACAGCUGCACCAACAACAACUACUGAAGCUACAACUACAAUUACUGUCCAUCAACAACUACAGUUACUACAACAACAACUACAACACCAGCACCAACCACAACUGAAGCUACAACAACAGCACCAACUACAACAUCAACAACAGCAGCUCAACCACAACAAAAACUACUACUACUACCACAGCAGCACCAACAACAACUACUGUUCAUCUACAACAACAAUGUCAGUUAAACCAACUGAGGGUACAACAACAACACCUGCCAUUGUUACAACAACAACAACUGCUGAAACAACAACAACUAGAUGGAGAAGAUUCAAUGAUAAGGUUCGUUUGGGUAAGGAAGGCUGGAUUACAAAUGUUCCAACAUCCAGUGAUCAACCUAAACCAACUGUUGAAAUUAAAUUGAAUCGCCAAGAUGAUCCUGAAGAUCCCUAUGUUGAAAAGGUUAUUGUUAAGGAAAUGCUGGCAAGAAGGUGGAGACAUUGUCUUCCCCAAGUUCAAAAGAUCAACACUAUCAAGAUUGUAUUGGAAGAACCUACAUUGAAUGAAGAUGAACCCCAGCAAAGAAAUACAAGGUCAACAUUGGAAUCAGUGCUUGUAUCUCAUACACUGGUAAUUACAACAACAAACCACACCAACUCCAACAACAACAACAGAACAACUACAACUAUGGCACCAACAACAACAGAAACAACAACAACAACAGCUGCUACAACCACAACUGCUAGAACAACAACUACAACUUCUGCAACAACUACAACAACUGCUAUGGUAACAACUACCACAACUCCAGCAGAAACAACAACAGUCAAGAUCUGUAACUUUGAAGAAGGUAUGGAUGAACCACAAUUUAUCCCAGCUGGACAACUUGAAUCAAGCCCAGAAACCACUGACAAAGAAAACAACCCAUUGACAAACUUGAGACCAAAGAGCGGAAAGGCUUUCGUAUUGCCUGUUCCAAAGAAGGACUCAGAUGAAAAGAAACCAUUUGUCACAGUUGACUUGACACCAACUGAUGAUACUGCUGCUCCAUUUGUUGAGAAGGUACGCUUCCCAGAAUCAAACAUUGGAAAGGUUACAAUCAAGAGAUUGGUACCAGCCAGUGAAAAGAAUGCUGGACAAUACGAAACUGUUGUUACAAGCCAAAAACUUGAUGAUGAUAAUACAAUCAAAUUCACAACACCAGUCCGCAUGGAUAAGAUCCAAAUCAUUUUGGAAGAACCACAAAAUGAUGAUGAUACUGAAUACAAACUUCAUGUUGCUAUACAUGCUUGCUUCAAGGUUAAAAUAACAACAACAACUCAACCACCAACAACAACAACUACAACAGCUGCACCAACUACAACUACUGAAGCUACAACAACAACAGCAGCACCAACAACAACCACUACUCUUCCAUCAACUACAACAGUUGUUGUUACAACUCCAUCUACAACUAUGCAAUCAACAACAACAGCUACAACAGCAGCACCAACAACAACAACUGAAGCUACAACAACAACAGCUGCACCAACUACAACAACAACUACAACAGCAGCACCAACAACAACAACCACUCUUGUAUCUACAACAACAAUGUCAGUUAAACCAACUGAAGGUACAACAACAACACCUGCCGUUAUUGAAACAACCACAACUACUGCAGGAACAACAACCAAAAUCUGUCCAUUCCAAGAGACAAUGGACAAUCCUGCUGUAAUUGGUCAAGGCCAAAUCAAGACUAGCCCAUCUGAAGAAGGUUCAAAUGAUAAGGUUCGUUUGGACAAGGAAGGAUGGACACCAAAGGUUCCAACCAGCUCAACUGAAGAAAAACCAUAUGUUGAUAUUGACCUCGAUGUUGGUGAUGACAGUAAUGAACCAUAUAAUGUCAAUGAUGAUGAUUGGACUGGAAUUGUUGAAGAUGUUGAAGUUAAGGAAAAUGGAGAAGUUGUCUUCCCCACAGUUGUAAAGGCCGAUUCUAUAAGAAUUGUACUUGUUAAACCUGAAGAUAAUGAGGAUGGUUCUCCAGUAACUAACUACAGAGUUAAUGUUGGAGUACAUGCUUGUAUCACACCAACUAUGACUACAACAACAUCAGCUCCAACAACAACUAUGACUACAACUACACCUGUAGCUACAACAACAACAGAAGCUACUACAACAGCAGCUCCUACAACAACAACUACUACAACAGCUGCUCCAACAACUACAGCUGGUACAACAACAGAAGCUACAACAACAACAACAAUGAAACCAACUGAAACAGAAACAACAACAGUCAAGAUCUGUAACUUUGAAGAAGGUAUGGAUGAACCACAAUUUAUCCCAGCUGGACAACUUGAAUCAAGCCCAGAUACCACUGACAAAGAAAACAACCCAUUGACAAACUUGAGACCAAAGAGUGGAAAGGCUUUCGUAUUGCCUGUUCCAAAGAAGGACUCUGAUGAAAAGAAACCAUUUGUCACAGUUGACUUGACACCAACUGAUGAUACUGCUGCUCCAUUUGUUGAGAAGGUACGCUUCCCAGAAUCAAACAUUGGAAAGGUUACAAUCAAGAGAUUGGUACCAGCCAGUGAAAAGAAUGCUGGACAAUAUGAAACUGUUGCUGAUAAUGAAACACCAACUGGUGAUGAUAAUACAAUCAAAUUCACAACACCAGUCCGCAUGGAUAAGAUCCAAAUCAUUUUGGAAGAACCACAAAAUGAUGAUGAUACUGAAUACAAACUUCAUGUUGCUAUACAUGCCUGCUUCAAGGUUAAAGUAACAACAACAACUCAACCACCAACAACAACAACUACAACAGCUGCACCAACAACAACUACUGAAGCUACAACAACAACAGCUGCACCAACUACAACAACAACUACAACAGCAGCACCAACAACAACUAUGACCACAACAGCUGCACCAACAACAACUACUGAAGCUACAACUACAAUUACUGUUCCAUCAACAACUACAGUUACUACAACAACAACUACAACACCAGCACCAACCACAACUGAAGCUACAACAACAGCACCAACUACAACAUCAACAACAGCAGCUCCAACCACAACAAAAACUACUACUACUACCACAGCAGCACCAACAACAACUACUGUUCAAUCUACAACAACAAUGUCAGUUAAACCAACUGAGGGUACAACAACAACACCUGCCAUUGUUACAACAACAACAACUGCUGAAACAACAACAACUAAGGUCUGUCCAUUCAAAGAGACAAUGAAAGAUUCAACAAUCAUUCCAAAGAAACUUAUUAAGACAACUCCUGAAGAUGGAGAAGAUUCAAAUGAUAAGGUUCGUUUGGGUAAGGAAGGCUGGAUUACAAAUGUUCCAACAUCCAGUGAUCAACCUAAACCAACUGUUGAAAUUAAAUUGAAUCGCCAAGAUGAUCCUGAAGAUCCCUAUGUUGAAAAGGUUAUUGUUAAGGGAAAUGCUGGCAAGGUAUCUAUAUACAAGAAAACAAGAACAGAUGAUGAUUACACACCAAUCCAAACUAAUGUUGAUGUACCAAAAGAAGGUGGAGACAUUGUCUUCCCCAAGGUUCAAAAGAUCAACACUAUCAAGAUUGUAUUGGAAGAACCUACAUUGAAUGAAGAUGGAACCCCAGCAAAGAAAUACAAGGUCAACAUUGGAAUCAGUGCUUGUAUCUCAUACACUGUUACAACAACAACAACCACACCAACUCCAACAACAACAACAGAAGCAACUACAACUAUGGCACCAACAACAACAGAAACAACAACAACAACAGCUGCUACAACCACAACUGCUAGAACAACAACUACAACUUCUGCAACAACUACAACAACUGCUAUGGUAACAACUACCACAACUCCAGCAGAAACAACAACAGUCAAGAUCUGUAACUUUGAAGAAGAAGACUCAGAUGAAAAGAAACCAUUUGUCACAGUUGACUUGACACCAACUGAUGAUACUGCUGCUCCAUUUGUUGAGAAGGUACGCUUCCCAGAAUCAAACAUUGGAAAGGUUACAAUCAAGAGAUUGGUACCAGCCAGUGAAAAGAAUGCUGGACAAUACGAAACUGUUGUUACAAGCCAAAAACUUGAUGAUGAUAAUACAAUCAAAUUCACAACACCAGUCCGCAUGGAUAAGAUCCAAAUCAUUUUGGAAGAACCACAAAAUGAUGAUGAUACUGAAUACAAACUUCAUGUUGCUAUACAUGCUUGCUUCAAGGUUAAAAUAACAACAACAACUCAACCACCAACAACAACAACUACAACAGCUGCACCAACUACAACUACUGAAGCUACAACAACAACAGCAGCACCAACAACAACCACUACUCUUCCAUCAACUACAACAGUUGUUGUUACAACUCCAUCUACAACUAUGCAAUCAACAACAACAGCUACAACAGCAGCACCAACAACAACAACUGAAGCUACAACAACAACAGCUGCACCAACUACAACAACAACUACAACAGCAGCACCAACAACAACAACCACUCUUGUAUCUACAACAACAAUGUCAGUUAAACCAACUGAAGGUACAACAACAACACCUGCCGUUAUUGAAACAACCACAACUACUGCAGGAACAACAACCAAAAUCUGUCCAUUCCAAGAGACAAUGGACAAUCCUGCUGUAAUUGGUCAAGGCCAAAUCAAGACUAGCCCAUCUGAAGAAGGUUCAAAUGAUAAGGUUCGUUUGGACAAGGAAGGAUGGACACCAAAGGUUCCAACCAGCUCAACUGAAGAAAAACCAUAUGUUGAUAUUGACCUCGAUGUGAUAGUAUCAGUAUACAAAAAGAAUGUCAAUGAUGAUGAUUGGACUGGAAUUGUUGAAGAUGUUGAAGUUAAGGAAAAUGGAGAAGUUGUCUUCCCCACAGUUGUAAAGGCCGAUUCUAUAAGAAUUGUACUUGUUAAACCUGAAGAUAAUGAGGAUGGUUCUCCAGUAACUAACUACAGAGUUAAUGUUGGAGUACAUGCUUGUAUCACACCAACUAUGACUACAACAACAUCAGCUCCAACAACAACUAUGACUACAACUACACCUGUAGCUACAACAACAACAGAAGCUACUACAACAGCAGCUCCUACAACAACAACUACUACAACAGCUGCUCCAACAACUACAGCUGUACAACAACAGAAGCUACAACAACAACAACAAUGA